Messenger RNA from Penicillium verrucosum, 1035 nucleotides. RefSeq lists its product as uncharacterized. NCBI's taxonomy places the organism in Eukaryota, Fungi, Ascomycota, Eurotiomycetes, Eurotiales, Aspergillaceae. The record is from RefSeq and is a predicted model, not a curated record. The coding region runs from base 1 to 1035 and encodes 344 amino acids. The transcript is spliced from 3 exons.
AUGUCAAAUGAUGUUAGUAAUCGACUUACGAGGAUUGAUUUUACGGGAACUUUGAACGAGCCAGCUCAGUUGGAUGGGGCAACACAACAACACCAACCGUUGCAAGAUACAAAAAAGGAAACCCAUCCUCCGCUUAGUAAGAAAAUAAGGAAAGUAAUCAAGGGAGGCCCGAAGGCUUUGGGGUUACCUCAAGUAAGUGAGAACGCCCAAGGUUCUCAUUCUUGCAUCGUGAGGUAUGAGUCUCCAUGGGAUACAUAUCGGCGAACUAUCUCUUGUAUAAUUGCAGGCAAGGUUAUCAUUGCCACUCAUCAUUCCAACCCGUCACGGGUGAUUGCCAUUAGGGAAUAUCAAAAGAGAGAUGCGGACAAAAUGGUUGAGCUGUACAGUCACCUAAGACACGAAAAUAUAUUGUCUGCACGAGAGUGCUUCAUGGAUGAAAGUUCCAUGUUUGCCCUAGUUGACGACUUGCCCCUUACUUUGGAACAUCUUGUCGGGUGUCGAACCUUUUACCCGUCUGAAUGCGAACUUGCCUCAAUGCUUUGGCAGACAGGAUACUUGUUGAUGUGUAAGACCCUCAAUGGCGCCUGUUACCUUAGUGAGAAUGGUUGGGAACAUCAGUCAAUGAUAUGUCAAUGCAUUCUUUUGGGCCUCGAUGGUGCGAUUAAAAUUGGUAAGUUAAUUUAUUUUGCUGAAAUCUCAAUACUGAAAGAUUUCGCAGCAAACUUGGAGUCCUGUGAGAGAAGGUCACCUAGUCAGACCCAAAGCAAACAUAUCAAGUCUCUUGCAGGUAUUGCCAUGGAGCUUAUGCAGAAAUAUAUAAAGGAUAACGGGAUGGUGGGAGUCGAUGAUUUGGGUCGAUGGCCCGUGGAUUCAGCUGCCUUUGGCUUUCUCUUGGCAAUAUCCACUGCAACAUCAAUGGAAGCCUUGAAGGAGCAUUCACUCUUCAUUAACAAGAACCGGUCCCAGGGCCGACUGGUUCUGCUAGCGAGAACGGUUAUGCUUUCUGCGAAGAUUUGUUACUCGCACGAUACCUGA